Molecule: messenger RNA, 1707 nt
Organism: Pangasianodon hypophthalmus (striped catfish)
Lineage: Eukaryota; Metazoa; Chordata; Actinopteri; Siluriformes; Pangasiidae
Gene: emc6
Product: ER membrane protein complex subunit 6
Exons: 2
Coding region: 252-584 (110 amino acids)
Biological process (GO): autophagosome assembly; protein folding in endoplasmic reticulum
Cellular component (GO): endoplasmic reticulum; membrane; EMC complex
Source: RefSeq, a predicted model, not a curated record
UUUGAUUCUGUCAUGGUAAGCGUUGUCCAGCGUUCACCGCGAGAAACAACAUGGCUGCCGAGGAGUGAUAAGCGUAGCGUUUUUGUUGAACAUUUUUUGUAAAGAAAAGUACAUAUUUUCCUACAAUAGUUAUGUUGACAAGUUUUUAAUAUUGGCAUGAAUAUAUUAUGUGCUUGUAUAAUUUAAUAUAAGUGGAGCAUUUUAACGUGUCUUAAGCGUGUGCAUCUUAAUCCCAACGUGAUUUGGGCGGAAUGGCGGCGGUCGCAGCUAAACGCGAGGGCCCGCAGUUCAUCAGCGAGGUGGCGGUGCGGGGGAACGCCGCGGUGCUGGAUUACUGCCGCACCUCCGUGUCUGCUCUGUCCGGGGCCACAGCGGGCAUCCUGGGCCUCACAGGCUUGUACGGCUUCAUCUUCUACUUCCUCGCGUCCUUCCUGCUGUCCGUGCUGCUCAUCCUUAAAGCCGGCCGACGGUGGAACAAGUGCUUUAAAUCCAGGCGCCUGCUCUUUACCGGAGGCCUCGUGGGCGGAUUGUUCACCUACGUGCUCUUCUGGACUUUCCUCUACGGAAUGGUGCAUGUGUACUGAAGAGCAGCACUACUGCAGAUGCGCAUUAGUGCACAGGUUUAAAUCUCUGUAGGGCAGAUUUCUGUUCAGCAUAAUCCCUAGGCAUGAUAAUUGAAUCUAAUGUUAAUUUCCUUUCUCCCUUGUAUUUGAUUGCACUGAACUGAUUCUGACCUGAAGUGACUCAGAACUUGGGCUUAAAGGUCAAGCUGAAGCUUGAAGUCAUUAACCAGAUCCAGUUUAUUUAUUCAUUCAUUCAUCUUCAAUGAUGGCUUUAUCCUUGGUCAAGGUUGCGGUGGAUCUGGAGCCUAUCCUGGGAAUACACCCUGGAUGAGAUGCCAGUCCAACACAGGACACAAUGCGCGCACACGCACACACACACACACACACACACACACACGUUCACACCAAGGGGCAAUGUUGCGUAGUCAGUCCACCUACUGGCAUGUUUUUGGGAGGUAGGAGCAGUGCAGAGAACCUCGAGGAAACCCACACGGACGUGCAGAACAUGUGAAACUACACACACACACACACACACACACACACACACACAUACACACACACACUCAGUAGCUCAGGAUUGAAGCAGGGACCCUUGUAGCUGUGAGACAGUAGAGCUACCUUCUAUGCCCCGUUGAUACAAAAAAUGUAUCACAAUCAUACGUUUUGCUAACAAGUCUUUAAGUUUAGAUUUAAUUAUCUUUAAAUAACACUUGAAGAAAAAAGGGUUUCUGAAGGAUUCUUCGGAUAGUUAAAGUUACAUUUGGAACCCAUUUCUGAUUUUUUUUUUUUUUUUUUUUACACCCAAAACAAACUGAAGAACCCAUCUGGAUGGAUCCCUUUUCUCUAACAAUGUCAUUAACAACAAACACAGAGGAAAUAAAACUACUGGUGCAAAAUUUGAUCAUAAAUACAAUAGUCAGAAUCUGUAAUAUGUUGAUACAUUGUUAUUAUCUAUAUAUCUAAGAGUUUGAAAUUUAGCAUAGUUGUAUAAGAAAUGGUAACUUUAUUUCCCGAGAGUUUGAGAAGACACAAAUAUCGUCAUUCCAUCACAAGAAAUAUAAAUUUACCCCACUAACAACUCCUGACGUGUGGCAUUGUGUGUGAAUAUUUCUGUGGUUUCUUCUAAAUAAAUCACUCACUCAUA